AUGGAGAAACGAUUUGAGUCGUGGAAGGAGUUUGUCCUAAAUCUCCGUUUGGCUGUCACGGAUAGCGAAAGUACGUGACUUGGUGCUUCCUAGGGGCGGGUAUCAGCAAGCACUGAUGGUUAUUACAGCGGAGAAAGCCAACUUGAUGAAGCAAAACGAGGAGCAACGCGCAGCCCGGGAAGCUGGCAUAGCACAAAGGAAGAGGGCGGAGGAGGAAGCCCGGAAAGCGGUUUCAGUACUCCAGGAUGCUUUCAGGGACGCUCGUGAGUCACUGCAGACUGCCAUGUCAGGUGUUAACCGGGCAACGGAGUCGUUUGGAAAGCCUCCUGACCCAGAAUCAAUUCCCAAGUUCGAGCUUAAGAAACCGGAUAAACACAGUAUGUAUUUCGGGGGUGUAUGAGAAUGAAUCCUUUAAUCUAAAGCUGCUGAUAAACUUCUAUAGGGGUCGAAGGCGGGGUCGUGGGGCAGGUUUUCGAUUUCCUAACAGGUGGGACCCGUGCUGCCCGGCAAGCAGAAAGGGAAUACAAUGAAGCACAGUUGAGAGCCGGUGAAAUCCGGAAAGACUUUCUGAAGGAUCACUAUGAAGCAGCAAGAAAGAGGGUUGAAGAGGCUAGAAAAAACGCAGCAGAGACUCAAAGAAUACACAUGGCCAUAGUCGAGAAACAAAGGGCGGUGGAAGAGGAUUUGCAGAGGGCUUCUGAGGCCAUUAUUGAGUCUACUUUGGAUCUGGGGAAUCUGGAUACCGAGAAGUUAACAUUGGUAUGUUUGCCCAAAAGGAUUUUGGGGGGUUUUCUAGUGUAAGCUUUUCUCACAUGAAAUACCCGUCGAUAGGCACAGAUACAGGAUAUCCUAAAAGACUCUCUCAAGGCACUAACCUAUCUUAAGUCCCAAGUAACAAGAAUUGUGGACUUCUAUUCAGGCAUCACGCUCAUGGUCAAAGACGCCUCAGAACAUGCUUGCGAUGAUUUCAUUGAGACAAUUAACCUGGGGCUCGAGGAUGGGGGUGACGAAACGAAGACAAUCGAAAGAAUGGAGCUGCAUGAAAUGCAGAAGCGAGUGAGCAUUCGUGAACAUGCAAAGAUCAAGAACCACAACUCAUAAAGACUUGAAUAGGAUGUGCAAACAACCGCAUUAAGAGUCCAGAGCUACUUCUCGGUCAUCCAGGAGGUCUCCUCCAUAUAUGUCCAGGUCUCGAAGCGUCAUAUCCUCCCGGGAAUUAGUAUGAUAGACGAGCUCGGGCUCCAGGACGGGCCGGAUCCGGGGGAAAGCGCGAGAAAGAGACAGACGCUGGACGACUAUGCCUACAACACCAAAAAAGAAGUCCGGAUGGUGGCCACCGCGGUAUGAACCCCUCCACUUAUACUGCCUCAACCCAGUGAACGGUGGCCCUUGAUUGUAUAUGUGAGGAAGCAGAAGAAGAAGUAAAUACUGAUGUGAAAUUCAUCCGUUUAGAAACAAGAAGAAAUCAAGAGCGGCCUGUGGAGAAGGGUUAGACAAUUCGCAACGCAAGCUAAAUUACUACCACCCCCCACCCCGGAGGAGUUGGCACUAGAGGAGGAGGAGGCGGAAACGUUCUAUCCAGCCGAAUAGCUAUCUGCCAUGCAGGUAUAUCAGUGGCCGUGAGAUGGUGUCUAGGAAUUUGUGGGAUCUGAGUUUACAGUAGCUUUAGUCUUGUUGUAUUUCGUUGGAGUCGGGUUGGUGAGGAUUUCAGCGGCCCGGGUGCUGCCAUGUUAUCUGGGCGUUUGAGAACGAUGAAUAUUAUCUUAAAUCACACCU
Messenger RNA from Tuber aestivum (summer truffle), 1776 nucleotides. NCBI's taxonomy places the organism in Eukaryota, Fungi, Ascomycota, Pezizomycetes, Pezizales, Tuberaceae. The record is from the annotation of a GenBank genome assembly.